Molecule: messenger RNA, 1053 nt
Organism: Rhinocladiella mackenziei CBS 650.93
Lineage: Eukaryota; Fungi; Ascomycota; Eurotiomycetes; Chaetothyriales; Herpotrichiellaceae
Exons: 2
Coding region: 1-1053 (350 amino acids)
Molecular function (GO): arylformamidase activity
Source: RefSeq, a predicted model, not a curated record
AUGGCAGAGAACCCAGCCAAGGCUACGGCCAUUCCCGACUUUGACUCAUUGCCUGCGGUCGGAGACAUGCCCCAAGGCUGUGCAUGGGGCGUUUUUGAUAAGGGCGAGCAGAAGGAUCACCUUGGUUGUAUCAACAUCCUGACUCCUGAAGUCGUCCAGCAAGCCUGCAAGGAAGCUCGUGACGGAGUUUCAAUUUCGCUAAAUUGGUCGAUGGCGGCUGCCAGGAAUCUACUCCCACCACGCAAAGGGCUUGUCCACACAGUGCACGAUUAUCAUGGCGAGCCCUUCAAUUUUGGUUUCCACUCGUUCGAUGACGAGGUCGAGUUCAACACGCAAGCAUCCAGCCAGUGGGAUAGUUUGGUGCAUUUCGCCCAUCAAGAUACCGGCCUGUGUUACAACGGGGUUAUGCCGACAAGGGAGAGUCUUACCCAGAACGGCAGAGAUGUCGACUCUGACAGAAUUUUCCCUACUCUCAAUCAUUGGCACCAUCGAGGUGCUUUGGUCGGUCGCGGAGUGCUUCUGGACUAUCGUGCCUGGGCCCGAGAAAAGAGCAUCUCCUAUGACUGCUUCGACUCACAAACCAUUUCUAUCAGCGACUUGGAAGCGAUAGCCAAGCAUCAAGGCACAGAGCUCAGGUUUGGUGACAUACUCAUCAUUCGGUCCGGCUAUACCGAGGACCUUGAAGCCCUCGAUGUUGCGGACCAGGAACGGGUCAUGCGAUCAGGCCGGGCAAUCGGAGUCGAAGGCAACGUCCAAACCGCGAAAUGGUUUUGGAACCAUCAUUUUGCGGCAGUGGCGGGCGACAUGUUGGCGUUUGAGGUGCUGCCACCACUACUCAAUCACGAAAACAAGCGAGAGGGUGGGACGCGGGACCUUGUGUUACAUCAAUACUUCCUUAGCCUGUUUGGGCUCAACAUUGGGGAGCUUUGGGAUCUCUGUGCCCUGGGCGAACAUUGCAAGAGGGCCAAAAGAUAUGAGUUCCUACUCACCAGCGUUCCACUAAACGUUCCUGGGCUGGUAGGAUCACCACCAAACGCUGUUGCUGUGUUCUGA